GUAUUACGAUGCGACCUUUGGAAAGUUUCUGUUAAAGCACCCCUCUGCUUCGGGGUCGGGGGUUUUCAAACACUCCUUCCUUCCCUGCCGUUGGGGUCGGUACAGUGCAAGCUGAGUUGCGUGGGAUCUGCGGGCUGGCGGGCUGCGGUGGACAAGAUGAUGAGGCUGCUCGGCGCGGCUGCCUCGGCAGCGGAGGACGGGAAGGUCAACGACGAAGGGUUGGCGCUGCGCAAGGCUGAGGAAGCCGCUGCGCGGAGGUGCGAGGCGGCGCGAUGGCUGCGGAAGAUGGAGCCGGCGGCGGUGGAGGCCCUGCCGGAGAGUCCAUCGAAGGAGGAGUUCCGCAUGGCGCUGCGCAACGGGCUCGUCCUCUGCAAGGUCCUCAACCGCGUCAACCCCGGCGCCGUCCCCAAGGUCGUGGAGAAUCCCGUUGACGCGGAGCAGUCGGCUGAUGGGGCAGCGCAGUCUGCAAUUCAGUACUUCGAGAACAUGAGGAACUUCCUGGUUGCAGUUUGCGAGAUGAAUUUGUUGACGUUUGAAGCUUCGGAUAUUGAGAAGGGAGGUGCAUCAAUGAAGGUUGUUGACUGCAUACUUUGUCUCAAAGGGUACCACGAGUGGAAGCUCUCAGGUGGGAUCGGUAUAUGGAGGUAUGGAGGUAUUGUGAAGAUCGCAUCCUCAAGCAAGAGGUUGCCUUCACAUUCAUCUAGGUUUGGAAACUCAGCUGAUCAGAACCAACAAAUGCUGGAAUUUGUGCAUCUUCUCUCCGAGGUCUCCCUUGAGGAAACUAAAGUUGGAGAAUCUCAGCAUUCUCUUUUCCAGCACUUUGUUCUUCGAGUUGUGCGGUCAUUCCUUCUGGAAUGGAGUGAAGCUGAGGACCUGCCUUUAGAUGAUAUGGUCCUCGAAACAAUACUGGAGCAAGCCUCUAAAGAAUUCACCAUUCUGCUCGUCUCCCAUCGAAAUCAGGUCAGAUCACUUUUAAGGAAGAUGAUGAAAGAUGAAAAUGGAGUAUGCUCUAAAUUGGAGUUGAUCGAAGCUAUUUCAAAAACUUUGAAGGAGAAUAGCGAGUGCUUAUUCUCUUCACUGCAAUUACCCAGUGGUAGCCGCAAACACUUGGAUGACGGGGCAGGACUUGAACGCCAACAAGAAGAGCUAGAGAAGUUAAAACUGUCCUUCAAUGAGAUGAAGUCUCAAGUUGAAUCUACUAGAGCCAAAUGGGAGGAAGACUUGACGAGACUAGAAAGCUAUUUUGAGGCUCAGAACCAUAAUGCUUACCACAAGUUACUGGAGGAGAAUCGUAAGCUGUACAAUCAAGUUCAAGAUCUUAAAGGUAGCAUUCGAGUGUACUGCAGAGUGAAACCUUUCCCGAAGAUGCAACUUGAUCAACGAUCUACUGUUGAUCAUAUUGGGGAAAACGGGGAGAUCAUGAUUAUUAACCCUCAAAAGCAAGGAAAGGAUGGACGGAAGAUAUUCUCAUUCAACAAAAUAUUUGGACCUAACGUCUCACAAUCUGAAGUUUUUGCUGAUACACAACCACUUAUAAGAUCCGUGAUGGAUGGCUACAAUGUUUGUAUAUUUGCAUAUGGUCAAACAGGAUCUGGGAAAACAUAUACUAUGAGCGGUCCAGAUAUAACAUCAGAGGAAACCUUGGGCGUGAACUACCGGUCGCUAAAUGACCUGUUUGAUAUUUCCCAGAACAGAUCAGAUACCACGACAUAUGAUGUGAAAGUUCAGAUGAUUGAAAUAUACAAUGAACAAGUGAGAGAUCUAUUGAUGGCCGAUGGUGCAAAUAAACGAUUAGAGAUCCGUAACAGUUCUCAUGUAAAUGGACUCAACAUUCCUGAUGCAAAUUUAGUGCCAGUGAAGUGUGCACAGGACGUUUUGGAUCUCAUGAAAGUUGGCCAUAGAAAUCGGGCGGUUGGAGCAACUGCUCUUAAUGAACGAAGUAGCCGCUCGCACAGUGUGUUGACUGUUCAUGUGCAAGGGAAGGAGAUAAUUUCUGGUUCAACUCUAAGAGGAUGCCUCCAUCUGGUUGAUCUUGCGGGAAGUGAGAGGGUGGACAAGUCUGAGGCCACUGGAGAAAGACUGACUGAAGCCAAGCACAUAAACAAAUCAUUAUCCGCACUUGGUGAUGUUAUAGCUGCACUUGCCCAAAAGAGUACACAUGUUCCGUACCGAAAUAGCAAGCUAACACAAGUGCUGCAAGAUGCCUUAGGUGGUCAGGCCAAGACUUUGAUGUUUGUGCAUGUAAAUCCUGAAGCAGAUGCUUUUGGCGAAACAGUUAGCACUCUCAAGUUUGCCGAGCGUGUAGCCACUAUAGAACUUGGAGCAGCUCGUGUUAACAAGGAAGGUGCACAGGUCAAAGACCUGAAGGAAGAGAUUGGUAAACUAAAAUUGGCAUUAGAUGAUAAGGAACGUGAAGCAGCACAGCUAAAAGAUGUCACCAGUCGUGCAGCCUCUGAGACAAGAAAUGCAAGAGCAAGAUCACCUCUAACCACUAGCUUCCGCUUCAAGCCUGAAGCUGGUCAGGAUUCUAGUGUAGACACUUGCACAAGCGAGACCAGAAGUUCGUCGUCUGGAAAACAGAGAAGGUUUCGUUCUCCGAUGUCAGUGCGGGAGUUGGAUGACAAGUCACCUGCCAUUAGCAGGGAACUAUACUUCAGCUCACGGAAGUUCAAGACUCCGCCACCUACAGUAAGAAGUUCAUUUUCUGCUGAGAGAUCUAGCACUGCUAAAACCAUGGAGAAGAAGGAAAACAUUGAGUGUACUCCUACUUCAAAGGUGGAACUGCCUGCAAAAGCAACACACAGCAGCAGCUCUAAAAACACACCUGCAUCCAUUCUGACGGCUCAAAGCCUCAGGAAAUUCAGAGACUCGGAAGAAAACCGGAUCACAAAGCCAUCCGUCCGAGAAAGCAUGACAAAGAACAGACCUGACAGUGCGACAAAAACUCGGAAAGAAGAACCACAACAGCAAACGGUGAAUGGUUGCACAUACUCAGGUAAUAAAGUGAGGUCGGAAGCCAAGACCACGAAGAACUCACCCGAGAUGGAAAACGAGUUUGCUAACAGCGAGCCAACCUUUCAUUUCAACCGGAAGGCGAAGAAGUUCCCGCCACAGGUGACAAGACAGUCCCAGAGCAUUGAUCUCAGAGCGUCGGUCCAGGAGAUGGAGGCUGUGACCGAAGGGAAGCAUCGCCGGAGCAGGCCCUACGCCGAGAGGACCAACAUUCCCUUGCCGGAGACGCGCCGCAGCGUCUCUCUGCCGCGCGGGAAAUUCGCCCCCGUGUGAAUCUGCUAGCUUGUGUUUAAGCCAUUCUUUGAUUUAUGCGACGGCGUCAGCGUGAUGUCGUUAUUGUGUGGUCAGAUCUGCAGGCUUCUACGGCUGGGUAGAAAACCUGAGGAUCAUGUCGUUAGUUAGUGAAGUUGUUGUGCUUAUUCAUUUGUUGUCGACAAGUCUUUUUUUUCUUCGCAAAACGGAGCACUCGAUCCAUUAAUUAAGCAGAAGAGAUUGUCGACAAGUCUCACGUCCUUUUGUACAAUGUAAAGAUGUGGCAGUUGCCAUUAUAUGUCAUGCAGCCGCAGUGGUGAUUGCAGAUCGAAAACGGUGCUUAUGAGUUGUAUGAUCGAUGUUUGUGAA
Molecule: messenger RNA, 3633 nt
Organism: Brachypodium distachyon (stiff brome)
Lineage: Eukaryota; Viridiplantae; Streptophyta; Magnoliopsida; Poales; Poaceae
Product: kinesin-like protein KIN-14F
Exons: 17
Coding region: 157-3285 (1042 amino acids)
Biological process (GO): microtubule-based movement
Molecular function (GO): ATP binding; microtubule motor activity; microtubule binding
Source: RefSeq, a predicted model, not a curated record